Messenger RNA from Rhizoctonia solani, 669 nucleotides. Its product is annotated as papain cysteine protease family protein. Bases 1 to 669 code for a protein of 222 amino acids. The transcript has 2 exons. The record is from RefSeq and is a predicted model, not a curated record. NCBI's taxonomy places the organism in Eukaryota, Fungi, Basidiomycota, Agaricomycetes, Cantharellales, Ceratobasidiaceae.
AUGUCAGGAGGUAAGGCUCAUGACAAGGGAUGGAACUCGAGGAUACGGGAUGAUAGCGACAACAACAAUAGCCAUGUGGAUGAGGACGACGAAAGCGAUGGAGAAGACAAAGACAAAGACGACGAAGACAAUGAAGACGAUGAAGACGAUGAAGACAAAGACAAAGUCGGCGAAGGCUCCCUUGGCGAGGAAUGGGCUCCUCCUCCUCGCCAUCUCCGUGCCCGUCCUGACCGUCAUGAUGCUUGCGAUCAUCACUUCAAGUAUGAUUCAAAGCAUCGUCUAAGCGCUUAUGUAGACCUACGACAUUUAUGUCCACCUGUCUAUGACCAAGGGCAAAUGGGCUCCUGUACCUCCCACGCUGUGGCUGCCGCAUUUGAGUUCUCUGUGAUGCAGCAGAACCUCCCCCACUUUUUGCCAUCAAGACUAUUCAUCUGGUACAAGAGCCGCAAACUUGAGCAGCGUGCGGGGACUCAUGACGCGGUAAAGAAAAACAUUGGCGUUUCAUUGCGAAAUGCUAUUAAGUCCGUUAGUCCAAAAAACAAGGGUGGAGUCUGCUUGGAAGAGGACUGGUUGUAUGAAGUGUGCAAAUACAACAAGAAGACUCUUUACUUUGUAACAGGUGCCAAGGCGGAGGCUCCCCUCGGCUGCUGCGACGAAACACUCCUAUGA